Molecule: messenger RNA, 1206 nt
Organism: Bipolaris maydis ATCC 48331
Lineage: Eukaryota; Fungi; Ascomycota; Dothideomycetes; Pleosporales; Pleosporaceae
Product: Phospholipase/carboxylesterase/thioesterase
Biological process (GO): protein depalmitoylation
Cellular component (GO): cytoplasm
Molecular function (GO): carboxylic ester hydrolase activity; palmitoyl-(protein) hydrolase activity
Source: RefSeq, a predicted model, not a curated record
UAUCAAAACACCAUCGCUAACAAAAUUCGUUGCCAUUAGAGAGCAACAUGGGCAUGUCGCAACGAUUAAGGAAGAAAAGCUUGGUUAUUUAGUCGGCGAAGAUCUCCCGGCUCAGGCGAUCGUUGUCUUGCCUCGAACCCCGCAAUCGUCCGCCCCCCCCCCUCAAAGAACUCAGCCUCACAACCUACCGCAACUUGCGACAACAUGCCCAGCCGCCUCCCUGCAACAACAGACUUCCCUUCAUCGGCGGUUUUAACCGUCACUCCGCCGCCUUCCUCGCAGCCGACUAAUGUCUUGAUCCUUCUGCACGGCCUCGGAGACACGCAUGAGCCUUUCACCAAGCUCGGACAGCAGCUGAACCUGCCGGAGACAGCAUGUAUUGCAGUGCAAGCCCCCAACCCCGUGCCAUUCGAUCUUGGCGGGAUGAACUGGGGUGAAGACAUGAUUUUCGACUCGAGCACCGGCGAAAUGGACAUGGACACGGGUCUAGAGAAGUCGGUGCGGCUGGUGCUGGACGAUGUCAUUCGCAAAGGGCUCAUCGACAAAUGUGGCUACAAAGCGCGCGAGAUCAUGAUAUUUGGGUUUGCACAGGGUGGCAUGGUUGGGCUACAGGUAGCCGCCGAGUUCUAUGGUGAAGAGCUUGGCGGGGUAAUCAGCGUUGGGGGUCCGCUGUCACAAUCUGUGCCGCUCAAAGCGCUACAAAACAAGAGCAAGACUCCCGUAUUGGUCUGCAAGGCGAACAAAAAGUCGUCAGUCAGCGACAGUGCAAUCUCCAAGCUCAAAGACGUUUUCGAGUACGUCGAAAUUGCAGAGUGGAAGAAGAGCGGCGACGGUAUGCCGAGCAACCGCGAAGAGAUGAUGCCCAUUAUGCACUUCUUUGCCCGGCGCCUCCGAAGCACCAAAGGCGUACCCGCUGGAAGCGUCGAGCUCAGCUAGGCGCUGGGCCUGGAAGCGACGACGAAGAAGAAGAAGCAGAAUGAGCAUGAAACGGGGGGUGCAGCCAUGUACGUAUGUCGACUCAUCGCAGCGUCAACAACGUCAGCAAGCAACCUUUCCAAGCGCUGGGUAGGUAGCAAAGAAAGGCCAGUGGGGCGAUUGGGUCUCGGGAGAUUAGGCUUGGAAAGUGGGCAAUAUCAAUAGAAAUUGAAAUGGAAAUGCUAAAGCUCAGUGUUGUAUUAUUGACACCGCUUCUGGCGUUUGGUGGAG